This is a messenger RNA of Volvox carteri f. nagariensis, 1998 nucleotides long. It is a transcript of the gene amx1, whose product is annotated as copper amine oxidase. The transcript is spliced from 17 exons. The coding region runs from base 1 to 1998 and encodes 665 amino acids. Gene Ontology annotation, biological process: amine metabolic process. The record is from RefSeq and is a predicted model, not a curated record. NCBI's taxonomy places the organism in Eukaryota, Viridiplantae, Chlorophyta, Chlorophyceae, Chlamydomonadales, Volvocaceae. Gene Ontology annotation, molecular function: primary methylamine oxidase activity; quinone binding; copper ion binding.
AUGGCAGGACACCCUUUGGAUCCGCUGAGUCCAGAUGAGAUCCGCCAAGCUGCAGAUGUUUGCCGACUGUAUGCAAAGCAGGAGGGUGUGGAGGCUUUGCGCUUCAACGUCAUAACUUUGCAGGAACCGCGCAAGGUGCAGCUCCUGGCCUAUGGCAAAGAUCCCAGCAAUGUUACCCUUCCCCGACGCACAUUCUGCAUUCUGCAGCUGCCAGGUCUGUCUGGGGUGGUGGAGGCCGAGCUGGCUGUGUUCCGAUCCAACCCACGCCUCGGUCGGAUAACGCAGGUCGAGGGCGUCCAUGCGCUUGCCAGCCCUGACGACUGCUUCGAGGCGGAGGCGAUUGCCAAGGCCGACCCACGGGUCGUGCAGCUGCUCCGGGAGCGGUACGGCGUCAUGGAUCUGGAGCUUGUGUGUUGCGAUCCCUGGUCCAUUCACGCGAGCCCCCUUGAGGAGCGAGCCAUUCAGUGUUUCAUGUACCUGAAGACCUGCCCGGAAGACAAUGCAUACGCACACCCGCUGGACUUCGUACCCAUCGUCAGCAUGGACAGCCGUACGGUCGUACGCAUUGAUCUGCCGUACAAAGGUCCUACGGUGGAAUGGAACAAGGAAAACAACAACUAUCACACGGCGCUGCAGAAGGAAAUUCGUACAGACCUGAAGCCGAUUAACAUCGUACAACCUGAGGGCCCGAGCUUCACUGUGGAGGGUCAGUUGAUCCGGUGGCACAACUGGAGCUUGCGGUUGGGCUUCAACUACCGGGAGGGUAUCGUACUGCACGAUCUGCGGUACCGCAACGAGGGGAGGGAGCGGCCCGUGAUGCACCGGCUCUCAUUAGUGGAGAUGGCUGUGCCGUACGCAGAUCCAAGGUACCCGUACGUCCGCAAAUGUGCCUUCGACGUGGGUGACUACGGCCUGGGCUACUGCACCUUCCCGCUCGCUCUGGGCUGCGACUGCCUGGGACACAUCCACUAUUUCGAUGUCACACUAUCAAACUCAAAAGGCGAGCCCGUAACGCUUCCCAAGGCGGUUUGCAUGCACGAAGAGGACACCGGCCUACUGUACAAGCACGUGGAUUAUCGUACAGGUCACGCCGAAAGUCGUCGCGGUCGUCGCCUGGUGCUCAGCCACAUAGCCACCGUAGUCAACUACGAAUACGCCUUCUACUGGUACCUAUAUCUGGACGGGACUAUCGGUCUGGACAUCAAACUGACGGGGGAGCUGUCCACCAAUAUGGUGUCGCCGGGAGAGAACCCCGCCGCACCCCAGCACGGCACACUGGUGGGCCCCAACGGGGUGAACGCGCAGCACCACCAGCACAUGUUCUGUGCCAGGUUGGAUGCCGCGGUGGAUGACGAGGAGGGCGGCAAGGAGCUGGUGGUCAAGGAGGUCGAUGUUGAGAGCAUGCCAUGGGACGGCCUGACUAAUCCGUACGGCAAUGGCUUCCGUACCGUGGAGACGCCGCUUACGUCGGUACACCAGGCCCAGAGGAGCAUUGCACCGGAGAAGGGGCGUGUCUGGAAGUUCGUAAAUCCACGGGUGAUCAACCCCAUCACCCGCACCCCCGUCGCCUACAAGCUUGUCCCUGCCGCUCACCCCCCACUCGCGGCCCAGCCCGGCUCCCUCAUCGCCCAUAAGGGACAUUUUGCCACAAAGCAGCUGUGGGUUACGCCCUGGCCAGCGGGCAGCUACGUGUUCGGUGCUAAGCAAUGCACAGGGUUGGCGGACUGGACGGAGGAGGACUGGUCCCUGGAGGGGUCCGACCCCGUGGUAUGGUACUCCUUUGGCGUGACUCAUAUUGUACGACCCGAGGACUUCCCCAUCAUGCCCGUGGAGGUGUGUGUGCGUGUCCUGAAGCCCUCGGGCUUCUUCACCCGGAACCCAUGCCUGGACCUGCCGUACAACAAGAACACUGCCUCGGUGGACAACCACUCGACGGCGGUUGCCGUCAACGGUAACAACACCGGUAACGGCAAGGGUACCUGCUGCGGUGCAAGUUAG